UUACAAGCUCACAAUAAUCCGAACAGCCGUAGCUAGCGAAGUAGACAUCCGUCACUCUCGACAAGUACUUCGAAUCCACCACAACUCGACAAACAAACACCUCUUACACGAUGGGUAUCAUGUCUCUUUACCACGAUAUCUGCCUCGGCAACGUCUUUGGCUCUGGCCACCCUAUCCACCCUAUCACCGUCCACUACCCCCUGACCACCCUCAUGGCAGCCUACGGGAUCGACAUGACCGUCCAUUCCCGCCCUUACCUCCCUCGACUCCUCACCUCCCUCCUCCCCUCCACCCCGGUCUUGGCCCAGGUGGCUUAUUACUCCAAUGCCGCCGGGUUGAUCUUUAUGGCUCCGGCGCUUAUUACCGGAUUUCACGAGUUUUACGAGAUUUACAAGCAUUUGGGGACGAAGAGGGUCGAGGAUGGGGUCGUCCUCCAGAGUUACCCGCAGAGGACGUUUAACGUCGCUGCGAUUCAUGGGGUUUUGAACGCAUUGACUGGUGCCUACUCCCUCUACCUAUGGAGAGCCAGAAAGAACGUCCCUGGACACAUGUCCACCCCUCGACAAGGGUUGGCUUCCGGGUUGGUUCUGGGAUCCCUGAUCUUCUCCGCUGCAUUGGGCGGAAAGUUGGUUUACGACUACGGCAUCGGCGUGCAACGACAAGGGAGCGCGAUCGAGGAUAAGAAGGCCAUGUGGAAGGACCUUUCCAGGCAUGCCGAGUGAACGAGCAACGGGGCUCGACUCGAGAGGUCUUUUAUGGUCCUCGAUCGGAACCAUCAGGGAUACCUCCCUCGAGUCGGGGACGAAGACGGAGAUGCAGUCGUACAGUCUCAUCCG
Filobasidium floriforme is the source of this 836-nucleotide messenger RNA. RefSeq lists its product as uncharacterized. Bases 111 to 722 code for a protein of 203 amino acids. The record is from RefSeq and is a predicted model, not a curated record. The transcript has 4 exons. Lineage: Eukaryota; Fungi; Basidiomycota; Tremellomycetes; Filobasidiales; Filobasidiaceae.